Messenger RNA from Lagopus muta (rock ptarmigan), 5441 nucleotides. It is a transcript of the gene GRM3, whose product is annotated as glutamate metabotropic receptor 3. Gene Ontology annotation, molecular function: group II metabotropic glutamate receptor activity. Bases 949 to 3618 code for a protein of 889 amino acids. The record is from RefSeq and is a predicted model, not a curated record. Gene Ontology annotation, biological process: G protein-coupled glutamate receptor signaling pathway; regulation of synaptic transmission, glutamatergic. NCBI's taxonomy places the organism in Eukaryota, Metazoa, Chordata, Aves, Galliformes, Phasianidae. Gene Ontology annotation, cellular component: membrane. The transcript has 7 exons.
AGGCUGCGCUCCCGCCCGCCGUUAAACAGCCGCGGGCAGCGCAGCCCUGUAGCACGGGGACAUCGGCCCUUCCGAGGGCUGCGUGCCACCGCCCCGCUCCCGGCCGCGCCGCGAGCGAUUAGGCAGCUUCAAAGUUAGAACUGAAAACGCAGCGAAUGAAUAAAUGAUAGGAACAGGGCUCAGCCAACCCCUCCGCGCACGCCCCGAGUGCCGGGAGAGGCAGUCGGCAAAUGCCAGCCGGCUCUCCCUCCGUGUCUGUGCAACUCUAAGUCGCCUUCUAAUUUAGAGCUUUGCAUCAACCCCCUUUUGCCCAGAGAGGAGAAGAGCUCUAGAAAGAUGCCAGGCUGCCAAAAGAGACCCCAGUUAACAGCGCUGGUGCCGGGUGCUGCCUGGCCGAGGAGAGGCAAAGUUGCUCGGAGGAACGGGAAGGAGGUGCUCCAGAGAGAAGGGAAGGGGACGAUUACUUGGUGAUAGCAGUAUUUCCCUCCCGUUGUCCCUCUCUCCUCUUUCUCCUUCCCAGCCUUAUCCCCGACUGCCCAGGAGGCCUUGAUGAGUUUCCAUCGGGAUCCGAUCCAAAGUGGGGGGGGACGAACAGUGACUGCUCCCAAAGGAAACGGCUCACACAAGUUUCGGGGGGUGAAACUCCCCGGUGGAUGUUGAACAAGCACAUCGGGAGGCUCGUGAUGACCGGGAGCAGCUGCAGACCCUCACCGGGACCUACCUUCACCACACGGUAGAGGAUUUUGCUGAAGGAGAAUCAACAGAGCAACGGGCUCAAUUACAUCCAAGUUCCCUAUGUAAGAUCUGUCAAGCAAUUCCUAUCAUCACGUCUGUAAGUGAGUAAAUCCAGCAGAAAGUCUUACUUGCUCGUUCUUCACUGACUUGUGGGACAACACUUCAGUUUUGGCAAUGGAUCAGAAGGAAUGAAGAGCACUUUUGCUCCCACCAAUGUUUCUUAGAGCUGCUAAAGCAGGACCAAUGAAGAUGUUCACCAGAUUGCAAGUCCUUGCGCUAGCUUUGUUUUCCAAAGGAGUUUUCCUUUCCCUAAGUGACCACAGCUUUGUAAGGAAAGAAAUUAAGAUAGAAGGAGACCUGGUCUUAGGGGGCUUAUUCCCAAUCAAUGAAAAAGGCACUGGGAUAGAAGAAUGUGGGAGAAUCAAUGAAGAUCGAGGCAUCCAGCGCUUGGAGGCCAUGUUGUUUGCCAUUGAUGAAAUCAACAGAGACAACUAUUUGCUGCCAGGAAUUAAACUUGGAGUUCACAUCUUGGACACAUGUUCCAGGGAUACAUAUGCCUUAGAACAGUCUUUGGAGUUUGUCAGGGCAUCUUUAACUAAAGUGGAUGAAACAGAAUAUAUGUGCCCAGAUGGCUCAUAUGCCAUUCAAGAGAAUUUACCAUUACUCAUCGCAGGAGUUAUAGGUGGUUCCUAUAGCAGCGUCUCCAUACAGGUGGCAAAUUUGCUCAGACUCUUCCAGAUCCCCCAGAUAAGUUAUGCCUCCACCAGUGCCAAGCUGAGUGACAAAUCCCGCUACGACUAUUUUGCAAGGACGGUGCCCCCUGACUUCUACCAAGCAAAAGCCAUGGCUGAAAUCUUACGGUUCUUCAACUGGACUUACGUGUCAACGGUUGCUUCAGAAGGAGACUAUGGGGAGACGGGGAUUGAAGCCUUUGAGCAGGAAGCUCGCCUCCGCAACAUCUGCAUUGCCACCUCUGAGAAAGUGGGACGGUCCAACAUCAGAAAGUCCUAUGAUGGUGUGAUCAGAGAGUUGCUGCAGAAACCCAAUGCCAGAGUAGUGGUGCUGUUCAUGCGAGGCGAUGACUCUCGGGAGCUCAUUGCAGCUGCCAAUCGCUUUAAUGUUUCCUUCACCUGGAUUGCCAGUGAUGGAUGGGGAGCACAAGAGAGUAUUGUCAAAGGUAAUGAGCAUAUAGCCUCUGGGGCAAUAACCUUGGAGCUUGCUUCCCAUCCAGUUAAAGAGUUUGACAGGUAUUUCCAAAGCCUCAGUCCAUACAAUAACAGACGAAACCCCUGGUUCAAGGACUUUUGGGAGCAAAAAUUCCAGUGUAAUCUCCAGAAUCGAAAGCCACACAAAAAAACUUGUGACAAGCACUUCACCAUCAACAGUUCCAAUUAUGAGCAAGAAUCCAAGAUCAUGUUUGUUGUGAAUGCUGUGUAUGCGAUGGCCCAUGCUUUGCAUAAAAUGCAGCGGACUCUGUGUCCAAACACCACCAAACUGUGUGAUGCUAUGAAACAUCUGGAUGGCAAGAAGCUGUACAAAGAUUAUCUCCUGAAAGUAAACUUUACAGCUCCAUUCAAUCCUCCCAAUGUGGCAGACAGCACAGUCAAGUUUGAUGCCUAUGGAGAUGGGAUAGGUCGUUACAAUGUGUUUAAUUUCCAAUACACUGGAGACAGAUACUCCUACGUGAAGGUUGGUCACUGGGCAGAAACCCUGUCACUUGAGGUAGACUCUAUCCACUGGUCGAAGAGCUCUAUCCCUGUCUCCCAGUGCAGUGACCCCUGUGCUCCCAAUGAGAUGAAGAAUAUGCAACCAGGAGAUGUCUGCUGUUGGAUUUGUAUUCCCUGUGAAACAUACGAGUACCUGGCUGAUGAAUUUACUUGUGCAGACUGUGGGCCAGGAAAAUGGCCCACGGCUGACCUGACUGGCUGCUAUGACCUACCAGAAGACUACAUCAAGUGGGAAGAUGCUUGGGCAAUAGGUCCUGUUACCAUUGCAUGCAUGGGCUUUAUUUGUACUUUUUUGGUCAUUGCAGUGUUUAUCAAGCACAACAAUACUCCCCUAGUUAAAGCCUCUGGCCGUGAACUAUGCUACAUAUUGCUCUUUGGGGUCUUCCUGUCUUACAGCAUGACAUUUUUCUUCAUAGCCAAGCCUUCUCCAGCUAUCUGCACCUUGCGUCGUUUGGGGCUAGGAAGUUCCUUUGCUGUCUGCUAUUCUGCCCUCCUGACAAAAACAAACUGCAUAGCUAGAAUAUUUGACGGUGUAAAGAAUGGUGCUCAAAGGCCUAAGUUCAUCAGCCCCAGCUCUCAGGUCUUCAUAUGCCUGAGUCUCAUUUUGGUACAGAUUGUGAUGGUGUCCGUGUGGCUCAUCUUGGAGGCCCCUGGCACCAGGAGGUACACUCUUCCUGAGAAGAGAGAGACUGUCAUAUUGAAAUGCAAUGUUAAAGAUUCCAGUAUGUUAAUCUCCUUAACAUAUGAUGUAAUCCUCGUAGUCUUAUGUACUGUGUAUGCCUUCAAAACAAGGAAAUGCCCAGAGAACUUCAACGAGGCCAAGUUUAUCGGUUUCACAAUGUACACAACGUGCAUCAUUUGGCUGGCCUUUCUCCCCAUAUUUUAUGUGACAUCCAGUGACUACAGAGUGCAGACCACCACUAUGUGCAUCUCCGUGAGUCUGAGCGGCUUCGUGGUGCUGGGCUGCCUCUUCGCACCCAAGGUGCACAUCAUCCUCUUCCAACCCCAGAAGAACGUGGUCACUCACAGACUCCAUCUCAACAGGUUCAGUGUCAGUGGAACUGGGACCACAUAUUCCCAGUCAUCUGCCAGUAUGUAUGUACCAACGGUCUGCAAUGGAAGGGAAGUCCUGGACUCCACCACCUCAUCUCUGUGAUUGUGACAUGCGGUUCAGUUCUUGAGUUUUUAGACUGUUAGGCAACAUUUUGCACAUGUUGUGCACUUUGGAAAACACCAGAAAACAAAAGAAAACAAAAGAAAACUAGUACCUUUUUUUAGAAACAGUGUAAUAAAUUAUUUUUGAGGAUUGUACAGUAUAUAGUGACGUUCUGGAACUUUUUAGACUGAUUUUAGCCCUUCUGUUGUUAAUGGUCAUAAGGGACAUGUAAAUACCCAUGGUUCACAAUGUGCAUAGUCCUAAAGUAAGGGAGUGAUUUGUUGCAAGCACAGUUGCAAUGUUAGGUGACUUCUUUCCUACGAUAUUUUUUGUAGUUCCUUGUUGUAAUUAACUUAGACUGCAUUUCUAUGUUGUAUAUUACAGUUACCUUACAUGUAACAGACUGGUUUUCUCAGCACAAAACAGCAGUAUUAAUGUAAAGGCACCAAUAAUAAAAAGAUAAAAGUUUUCCAGCAUGGUUUCAUUUCUGUUUGUUCCUCUUUCAAGGUCAUUAUAUCUUUGAUAGUUUUUCCUUUAACACCAGGGCAGGUACAAAGGGUAAAAAGCCUGCAUGAAUAGUGUGUAUGUUCACACAUACACAUGUAUGGGAGUGUACCUAUGUUACAAAAUCCACGUCACAAAACAGGUGAUUCUGAUGAAUGCUUUGUCAGGGCCAAGUAUAAAUUCCCUCUCACUGAAAAAAUAGGCACGUUAUUAAAGCAUUUCAAGUGCUUCUCUUGUUAAUAAAAUGCAGGAUAAUUUCCAAAUGUGAAAAAGUCUAAUUGCAUCUCAAUGAGACAUUAGCAACAAAAUUUUGGUCACAGGUUCACCCAUUUGGCAUGAUUUAAACCUGCCAUGUGCACUGUAGAAUGGUAGCCUAUAAAAAGCUAAGACAUUUUAGAUUGUGCUGGCAAAGAGAUUGAAGAAGAUGUGUCAGAAAAUUAGCCCAGACUGUUUUAUACCUCCAGCCAAAACAAAGCUGGUUCCCUAUCACCAGUGCUGUAAGAGGAAUUGGAGCACCACAGAGACACAGAAGCUAAAAACAUAACAAAAGAGCAAUCCAGGAGACAUUUACACCUGUCUCUGGGGUGACCUUUGCAUUCAAAUCAAACAAUUCAAUACACACAUAGCAGCUACUCAGACCACUGCAAAAUACCUGAUUUUAUAACUGCUCUCUGAGAGCCACCCUCAGUCAGUUAGAACAAUCUGAAAUGCUCAAUUUUUCCAGUCCAGUAAGACAUUAAGGAAACAAAUACACCUUUGAUUAAUGUGCCUGGGCAUAUUUACCUAAGGGCUUGUUCCCGUUGAUCUCAUUCCUGCUGAGGUCAAUAGCAAAACUGACUUCAAAGGCAACACCACUGAGGCUUGAAAGGCAGAUACUAGAGAUAUGUGCUGUUAGAUGCAGAAGUUCUCUCAAGGCCAAUCUCAGAUGCUUUUACACACUUCUGGAAAGGCGCAGGUUGUUAGGGCUGAACUGGUGAAGAAAGCAGUUGUUGUUUUGAAUGCAAAAAUGAAAGAGAUUCUUAAAAUCCCUGCCCGUAGAUAGAUUAAUUUAUUUUUUAUUUCAGAUCCAUGUGUUCACCAGUGAAGAUCUUUUGAUGUCUACACACCUUCAGGUUCUGCAUCAUUGAGCUGGUCAGUACCCAAAUCUCCGUGACUUGCCCAGAACAGACAUUGCACAGCCCACAGAGUCAGUUUCUUUCUCUCCACAAGCUCCAAAGUGCCAAGUGCUUCAGGCUUGGUUCCUACAUGACACAUACAUGACACAGGGGUCAUGGUUUGGCACACUGGGAGACUUGCUUUCUCAAUCAAGACCCCUUAAA